AUGGUCUCCGUGGGGUAUCUUGCUGUAAUUACCAAUGAGGAAGCGAGGAAAAAUGAGAAAAGAAAAGAUUACUUUUGUAGCAAAAAAAAAGUAAACUAUACUCCUGACAUAGUAGGAAAAUUAAAACUUAUCCAAGAUGAUAGUGAUGUUAAGUUUUAUCAAUAUUUUAUUCAAGAUGAAUUCAGACUUUAUAAAGAAAACGAGAAAGAGAAAUCAUUAACUAACUUAGAAAAAAAUACUAGUCAAGACAUUGAAAAAUUAAGUAAUUACUUUGCUAAGAAAGUAGUGGGAGACAAUGAACAACAAUUGCUUGGAGUUUUUAAUGCUUUACGCCGAGGACAUAAAAAUUGA
Racocetra persica is the source of this 351-nucleotide messenger RNA. The record is from the annotation of a GenBank genome assembly. NCBI's taxonomy places the organism in Eukaryota, Fungi, Glomeromycota, Glomeromycetes, Diversisporales, Gigasporaceae.